ACAUAUCACAGAGACAUCUUCUACCAGGAUCCGGCACUUUUUGGCAGCCAGCCUAUUGUGGAUCGCUACGUCGACGACAUCGCUCAUACAUUCAACAUUACUCGGACAGCCCUCAACGUGACUGCAGUCGCGAAAGGCAUCGUCGCCGGCGCAGCUACGUUCUGCCGCCGCGAUGGCUCGAUGAUCGAUUGUGCUGCCGAUCGUGAAGGCCUGCUGAUCCCAAAUCUGAAAGAGAUACUCUCUAUCAACAUGGCCUCUGUCAAGUGGAUUCUGGUCAUUGAAAAAGAAGCCACUUUCCGGUCUAUCGCUGCCUCAAUGUUCUGGGAGACGACAGCCUCAGAAGGUAUCAUACUCACAGCCAAAGGAUAUCCCGAUCUUGCCAGUCGGGCUCUUCUGCGCUUCGUCAGUCACCCUUCUACCAAGAAUGGAUUUGCGUCUCCACCUGUGUUUGGGCUUGCGGACUUCGAUCCGGAUGGCGUUGCGAUCCUGUCCACUUACAAGCAUGGCUCGAAAGCACUGGCGCACGAAAGCGAUGGCCAUAGCGUGCCGCAGUUGCAAUGGCUUGGACUGAAGAGCUCUCAUCUUCCUCAUGACGAGCGAAAUCCACAAGGUGUACUCAAGCUCACAAGUAGAGAUAGGAGAAAGGCGAGGGCAAUGCUGGAGCAACAGCACACUCCCGACGUCAGACUCGACGAGGAGUGGCAGUCCGAGCUGAGGCAGAUGCUCAUGCUGAACGUCAAAGCAGAGCUUCAGAUACUGGACGCAAUUCCGAACGGCAUGGUGAAGCUCUUGUCAUCGACCCUUUGCUGCCUCGGGUGA
Molecule: messenger RNA, 819 nt
Organism: Zymoseptoria tritici IPO323
Lineage: Eukaryota; Fungi; Ascomycota; Dothideomycetes; Mycosphaerellales; Mycosphaerellaceae
Exons: 1
Biological process (GO): meiotic DNA double-strand break processing; meiotic DNA double-strand break formation; reciprocal meiotic recombination
Cellular component (GO): nuclear chromosome
Molecular function (GO): DNA topoisomerase type II (double strand cut, ATP-hydrolyzing) activity; DNA binding; ATP binding
Source: RefSeq, a predicted model, not a curated record